Molecule: messenger RNA, 393 nt
Organism: Pieris macdunnoughi
Lineage: Eukaryota; Metazoa; Arthropoda; Insecta; Lepidoptera; Pieridae
Source: the annotation of a GenBank genome assembly
AUGGAUGACAAAGAGGAGCUUCAUCUAACCUCACAAGAGCUGCAAGUGUUAUCAGAGCUUGACAGCCGCCAGUUUGGAUUUUUAAAAUUACGUGGCAAUGAACAUGGCAGAACUCGAUCUCUUGUUCUUAAGGCUGUCAAAUAUUUGGAGGGAAUGUUGGUACAAGUUAAGGAAGAAGAAAGAGCAUGUUCACCAGGUGCCAGAAGAGAUAUUUGUAUAGAUCCAAAAACAUAUUGUAAGUUAGGACAUUUCCAUCUCCUUCUUGAAGACUAUGCAAAAGCUAUGUCAGCUUAUCAGAAGUUUUACGCGUUGGAACAGGACAACUGGAAGGAUCCCCUGUUUCUAUAUGGACUAGGGCUCUGUUACUACCAUUAUAAUGCAUUUGAUUGGUAA